ACGAGAGUACUGAUUUUAAAAGAAAAGAAAAGAAAAAUGAAGUCGGUAUUGCAGGAUUUACCGAAGGCGGGAGAGAAUAGUAAUACGGAACCACUAUUGCCAAAGAGUACGAUAGAUGUUUUUUAUGAUAAGGAUUGCCCAGGUUGCAGAAUGGACCUUCGCAAGGAAACAUGUUUAGGAGCACCUUACAAAGAAUUACUCUAUAUUUGGAUUAUCGCAUUAUGUGUUGGUCUUCCAAUAUCAUCAUUGUAUCCAUACCUAUAUUUUCUGGUAAAAGACUUCAAUGUCACAAAAAGGGAUGAAGAUAUUGGAUACUAUGCAGGAUGUGUAGCAUCUGCUUACAUGCUUGGAAGAGGUUUAACUUCGGUGUUAUGGGGAGCUGUAGCAGACCGAUAUGGUCGAAAACCAGUUAUAAUCUUCUGCUGUACAACAAUGGUUAUUUUGACCACAUUGUUUGGUCUCAGUACAAACUUUUGGAUGGCAGUUCCUAUCAGAUUACUUCUUGGGGCAUCCAGUGCAAUAUUUGGUCCAAUUCAGGCUUAUGCUACCGAAGUUUGCCGAGAAGAACAUCAAACUUUGGCCCUUUCGUUCACUAGUUCAGCAUGGGCAAUAGGGAUGAUAAUUGGUCCUGCUAUGGGAGGUUUCCUUGCCGAGCCCGCAGUGAAAUAUCCGAAUAUAUUUACGAAGGAUUCGCUGUUUGCAAGACUUCCGUACUUCUUACCAUGCCUCUGUAUAUCUAUAUGGACAGCAGCUGCAACUAUUGCUUGUUUAUGGCUUCCGGAAACAUUGCACAAGCAUAAGGAAAGCAAUGAAGAAUCUCACGGAACCGGUAUCACUGAAAAGAGACAAGACAGCGAUGAGAUAGGAUCAACAAAAUCAGAAAACCUUUUCAAGAAUUGGCCUUUAAUGUCAUGUAUUGUCGUGUAUUGUGUUUUCUCACUUCACAAUAUGGCCUACAGUGAGAUUUUCUCAUUAUGGGCUGUGAGUCCUAAAAAGUAUGGUGGAUUGAACUAUAGCACUGACAAUGUCGGAGAAGUUCUUUCAGUCACCGGUGCCGGGCUUUUCCUGUUUCAACUUGCAAUAUUCCCAAAGGUUGAAAGGAUCCUAGGACCCCUCAAAGUAGCUCGAGUUUGUGCGGUUUUAUCUAUUGUGGUUCUGGCAAGUUACCCUUCCAUAUCUAAACUCUCCGGGACAAGCCUUUUAUUGUGUAUAAAUAUUGCAUCACUUCUGAAGAGUAUUUUAUCUACAUCUAUCUUCACUGGGUUUGUCAUCCUACAAAACAGCACAAUUUCUCAGAGCCAAAGAGGAGCUGCAAAUGGAAUUGCAUCAACUGCAAUGUCUCUGUUCAAAGUAUUUGGUCCAGCUGGUGGUGGUAUCCUCUUUUCAUUGGCGGAAAAGCGUAUGAAUGCUUCCUUUCUACCUGGUACCGAUUUGAUUUUCUUCAUCCUGAAUGUAAAUUUGGUGAUUGGACUAGUCAUGACUUUCAAACCAUUUCUCGUACUCCCUCAACGAGUCAGAUCAGAUUGACGACAGGUCGGGAACAACAGACGAGUGUAUGUUGUAUAUAUUUUGCAGUUCAGAUUUAUAUGCUAAGAACUAAAGAACUAAUUGAAGGUCAAACUAGCAGAUUGGAGUUUCAUUGUGUUUGUUGUGAGUAACUUAGAGAAGACAGACGUGGCAUGUAUUGUUGAUAGCAAAUGGAACAAAUUCUAGGAUCUUGUUGAUAGAGAUCGAAACAAGAUAAUUGUGGUCAUAGUCUUUUAUGUGCUAGUAUAUUUUUUUGAUGGAAAGACAGAAAUAUAUUGAUAAAAAGGAAAAUUACAUCUGCAGAGGGGUGACUUUUGACCCAAUCCGACCGAGUUCAGAGAAUACAGACAGGCGUUGGGCAUAGAUGAAGAUUUGCGAGUCCAUGUGGAUAGUAUGUCUACUGCAGUGUUAACUUUGAUAGCAGGGGUGCUGCUUGUGGUUUUAGUCAAUUUUCCCUUAAACAUUGUGUUGUUUUCACGGGCCAUAAUGAUAGAUGAUCAUUUGCAAGUGA
Papaver somniferum (opium poppy) is the source of this 2038-nucleotide messenger RNA. Its product is annotated as protein ZINC INDUCED FACILITATOR-LIKE 1-like. The record is from RefSeq and is a predicted model, not a curated record. Gene Ontology annotation, biological process: transmembrane transport. The transcript is spliced from 17 exons. Bases 37 to 1527 code for a protein of 496 amino acids. NCBI's taxonomy places the organism in Eukaryota, Viridiplantae, Streptophyta, Magnoliopsida, Ranunculales, Papaveraceae. Gene Ontology annotation, molecular function: transmembrane transporter activity.